AUGGAUCCAGACUUUAUUGAUAACGUUAUAUCUUUGCUAGAUGUUCCACCCAAAGCAACAGUAGUUUCUCAAGAAUAUGCAAAUACAAAUAACUUUGCAAGAGAAGUCCAAGCAUAUGCCAAAAUAGCAGGACGUGAUUGGACGUAUUAUGUUAAGACUUUAAAGGUAACAAUAGGAAGAAAUACAUCUUCUGCAUCAUCUGGAAUUGGUAAUGAAGAAAGAAAAAAUGACCCGGAGGACAAUGUAGAUAUUGAUUUGGGACCAGCUAAGGUAGUGUCUAGAAAGCAUGCCAAAAUCCAAUACAACUUAAACAACGGUGCUUGGGAAUUAUUAGUUGACGGUAGAAAUGGUGCUAAAGUUAAUUUUACAAGAGUUCAAGCUGGUCCCAAUAGCCCCUCUAUCAAGUUAUUUUCCGGAACAAUUAUUGAUAUAGGUGGUACUCAAAUGAUGUUUAUAUUACCUGACAGUGAUCCUGUUUUAAUGCCAAAUGUUUUAAAACAUCUUGAGCCAAAAUUGCAACAGUUACAUGAGCUAAGACAAAAAAAUUCAGUUAAAGGGUUCAUUAGGAUGUACAAUAAUGAUAAUUCCGCUAUUUCUGUUCCCGGUGGUCCUAUUCAACCUAUUAAUGCUGCUACACCUACUUCUAAUGCUACUAGAAAUACUGGUGGCUAUGUACUGCAACAAGACCAACAUCAAUACCCACAACAAGAUCAGCAAGUUUUAGAUAAUGGAUAUCAUGGAAUGAUGGUUAUGAAUGGAAAUAACACUAACAUGCUACAGGCUCAUUUUGAAGGGGGUACUAUUGUAGAUCCAGGGUUCCCCUCUACUGAAUUGAAUUCUGAUCUAUCUCGCCCAGAGAACAAAAAUGUUAAACCACCAUUUUCUUAUGCAACUAUGAUCACACAAGCUAUUUUAUCCACUCAUGAAGGAGCGAUGUCCUUAGCUGAUAUAUAUAAUUUUAUUGAGAACCAUUAUUCUUAUUAUAAGUAUUCUAAAAGUGGUUGGCAAAAUUCUAUUAGGCACAAUUUGUCAUUGAAUAAAGCUUUUGAAAAAGUGAAUCGUAGACCAGGCGAGCCAGGCAAAGGUAUGAAGUGGAGAAUUGCUGAAAAUUUUCAAAAAGAAUUUUUGGACAGAUAUAGAGAGGGGAAAGUCUCUAAAAUUAAAAGAGGCAGUAGUGUUGUUAGACAGUUACAAUUGCAGUUAUCCAGAUAUGGCACUAUACCAAUCCAAAGAGAAUAUUCAGCGGGAAACAACCCUGAAGAUAACAGUCAUGGCAUUAAUAAUAAGAAGGGCAAUGAUGAAUCAUCUAGGGUUAAAAAGAAAAGAAAAACCUCGAAGAAAAGCGCGGAGAAGGGUGCAGAGAAGGACAAUGGCAUGGCAAUGAAUGUGAAGACCGCCGUUAAUACUACGCAACAAUUUGUUGAAAAUCAAAGCACCAUGAAAGACAACACCAUCAACAAUAAUACAAUGGGUUCUAUAAGUACCGUUGAUGGAAGCACACUUAGUCAUCCCCAAAUUUUGCAACAACAACAACAACAUAUGAUUAGUAAUGAAAGUGUCCACAAUCUACCACGUAUCUCUUUACAACAACAAUAUCCAUUAACCACACACAAUACACAAAAUUUUCCGUUCAAUUCUGCUUCUAGGUUAUUAGUUUCACCAAUGCAUCCUCAAAAUUCUCAGACAGAGCUUCAACCGCAACCAUUGCAACCACAAGCAAAGCUACAACAACAAUCAGAUGAACAACUUAAUUAUGCUUUAGGCUAUGAUUUUAAUAGUCAACAACAAUUAACGAAUAAUGUUGAGUCCAAUAAUAAUAAUAAUAGUAAUAAUAAUAAUGAUAAUAAUAAUAAUAAUAAUAAUAAUAAUAGUAAUAAUAAUAAUGAUAAUAAUAAUAAUAAUAAUAAUAAUAAUAGUAAUAAUAAUAAUAAUGAUAAGAAUGAUAAUAAUGAUAAGAAUAAGAAUAAUGAUAGUCAUAAUAAUAAUAAUAUAAAUAGUAAUGAGAAUAAUAGUAGUAAUGAGAAUAAUAACAGCAAUAACAACAAUAACAUUACGAGAAUUGCCACAGAAUCACCUAUUCGUCCUUCAAAUUCUGCCACACUGCCACCACCUUCAUCACAUUCUCAUGUACAUAUUCAAACUGGUGGUACCAGUAUUACACCUUCUGCAAAUGAUUCGUUAUUGAGGUCACCAGGCGCUAAACAUUUUUCAAUAUCAGCCGUGGAAGCAUAUACUCCAGAAAGAGGAAGCAAUAAACUAAUAUCACUAAAUAAUAGCCAUACUAGAAACACUAGUAAUGCUAGCACAGCAAAUGUUAACACCACUGACAAGAAUAAUGUUCAAGGCAUCAUUAAUAAUAGUAAUGAUGUUAAAAAUGGUCAGAAAUCAUCUUUAGAUAUAAAUGGGAAUCCGAUGAAUGUAAACAAUAACAAUAUUGCUUUGCCACCAUCAACGGAAUUAAUUGGUGGAAGUAGCCAUAUUACAAACGCCAACAACCAUAUUAUAUUGAAAAGUCCAGAGGGGUUGUUGAAUACUGCUAAAGCUCCCGCUCAAUCCUCACCGGGUGUUUGGAAUUUAUUGCAAUUUAGUUCUUUAAAUAAUACGCCUGCCGAUCAUGCGCAUAAUUUGAUUAACCAACAUUUACAGCAACAUCAGCAGGAACAUAACAAAAGUGAUGAUAAUCUGCCUCAUAGUACUAUAGAUGAUACAAAGACCGCAGCUAACAAUGAUGAUGUGGUGCUUCACAAUCGCGAGAGUAAUACUGAAAGUGACAAUAAAAAUAACAAUAGUGCCAAUGUUAAAAACAGCAACAACAAUCACGUAGAAAUGAAUGCUCAGAAAAAAGAUGUAGCACAAGAAGAGAAAGAAGCUGAUGAUGAUGAUGAUGAUGAUGAAGGUGUCGUGAAUUUGGGUUCCUCCCCUUUGAAGAAAAAGGGUCUUGAUGCCGAUGGUAUUACCAAUAGUAAUGGAGGAAAUGGGAAAAUGAAUAAGACGCAGUUAAUGUUAGAUCAUGAUUCUGUAAAGAUUAAUGUGAUAAAAGAAUAG
Messenger RNA from Saccharomycodes ludwigii, 3045 nucleotides. RefSeq names its product forkhead family transcription factor FKH1. Gene Ontology annotation, biological process: regulation of transcription by RNA polymerase II. Gene Ontology annotation, molecular function: protein binding; RNA polymerase II cis-regulatory region sequence-specific DNA binding; DNA-binding transcription factor activity, RNA polymerase II-specific. NCBI's taxonomy places the organism in Eukaryota, Fungi, Ascomycota, Saccharomycetes, Saccharomycodales, Saccharomycodaceae. The record is from RefSeq and is a predicted model, not a curated record. The transcript is spliced from 2 exons. Bases 1 to 3045 code for a protein of 1014 amino acids.